This is a messenger RNA of Pestalotiopsis fici W106-1, 1218 nucleotides long. RefSeq lists its product as uncharacterized. Gene Ontology annotation, biological process: endonucleolytic cleavage of tricistronic rRNA transcript (SSU-rRNA, 5.8S rRNA, LSU-rRNA); ribosome biogenesis. The transcript has a single exon. The record is from RefSeq and is a predicted model, not a curated record. Lineage: Eukaryota; Fungi; Ascomycota; Sordariomycetes; Amphisphaeriales; Sporocadaceae. Gene Ontology annotation, cellular component: nucleolus. Bases 1 to 1218 code for a protein of 405 amino acids. Gene Ontology annotation, molecular function: RNA endonuclease activity.
AUGUCUGAAACAAAGCCGCAGUUCCUGCGCUUUACGGGCCAUAAGAACUUUGCUCAGCGCCUCGUCCUUUCGACCCUUACCGGACGACCCGUUCACAUUUCCAAAAUCCGUACAACUUCGCCUACGAAUCCUGGUCUCGCACCUCACGAAGUCUCCUUUCUUCGCCUCCUCGAAGCCAUCACCAAUGGCUCGUCUAUGCAGAUCUCAUACACGGGUACAACGAUAACAUAUCAUCCCGGUCUUAUUACUGGUGCAGCUCCUGGUGUGGGCGCCGUCGGCGAUGCUGGCGACAUGAUCGAGCACAACCUCCCCGCUACAUGUACGCGCGGAGUCACAUAUUUCCUCAUGGCUCUCUGCCAGCUGGCACCAUUCUCGAAAGCCCACAUGAACGUGCGAUUUACCGGCCCUGGCGUCAUUACAUCCGCUACAGAGACUGGCGAUCUUUCAGUUGACUCGUUUCGGACCGCCAUCCUCCCUCUCUACAACCUCUUUGGCAUUCCGGCAAUACGGAUAGAGCUUAGGGUAUUGCAAAGGGCGUGUGCAGGACCCAAGGGCGUAGGCGGCGCCGGCAUUGUUGAGCUUAGAUUCGCAAGUCAGGUGCGGCUGCCGAAAACAUUACAUCUAAACAGAAAUUCCGGCAGGAUACGGAGGAUACGUGGUGUAGCCUACGCGACGGGUGUUUCGGCUAGCAACAAUGCGCGCAUGAUUCAUUCCGCCAGAGAAGUGCUUAACCCAUUUGUUGCAGACAUACACGUGGCGGCGCAGUAUGAUCAGGCACCACUUGUGGCCACGGGCGACAAGACGAAGAGGAGGAUGGGCAUUGGUUUUGGAAUCAGUCUGGUGGCAGAGUCAAGCUCAAACGGCGUACUAUACUCUGCUGACGUGGUUGCGCCAGCAGAGGGAGGAGUGGUGGCCGAAGACAUUGGAAAACGAUGCGCAUACCAGCUCUUGGAGAGGAUCGAGGUUGGAGGAUGUGUAGAUCUGGCGGCAGCACCCACAAUCAUGACGCUCAUGGCCAUGGGAUCCGAAGAUGUGGGCCGAGUCAGAUUAGGCAGAGGUGUGAUAGGGGCGGAGGAGACGAUAAGACUUGCCCGAGAUUUGAAAACAUUCGGCGCAAGCAGCUGGGGUCUGCGUGAUGUGGAAGACGACGACACGGGCGACAUCAUUAUCUCGGUGAAGGGGACAGGUGUCGGCAAUGUUGGCAGAAAGGUAGCAUAG